Didymosphaeria variabile is the source of this 1095-nucleotide messenger RNA. RefSeq lists its product as uncharacterized. The transcript is spliced from 4 exons. Lineage: Eukaryota; Fungi; Ascomycota; Dothideomycetes; Pleosporales; Didymosphaeriaceae. The record is from RefSeq and is a predicted model, not a curated record. The coding region runs from base 1 to 1095 and encodes 364 amino acids.
AUGGUGCAGCCAACUCGCCCCCCAAGGAACGGCUUCAACGCCUUCGCUCGCAAAAUUUACAACCCCCUUGGUUUUUCAAAAGCUUACAACUUCAUCCUAUGGUUCAUCUUCGCUGGUGCCCUGUUCGGUUUCACUCUAGCCCGUUUCACGUAUCUCAAUUUUGAUGGCAUCUUCUGCCCCAGUUCUGGCUCCAGGGGCCCCAACGCCGCCGCUCCUGGUGAGUGUUACUGGUAUCGUACCUACGAUUGGUACAAGGCAGGCAUCAUAUUGCACCUAGCUGGCAUUCUUCCCGCCUGCAUCUUGGUAGUCGUCCAGUUUACGCCCAUCAUACGCCACAAAGCUAUCAUCAUCCACCGUGUCAGUGGUUGGUUCGCCAUGCUGCUAUGGACGGUGAGCGUAGUCGGCGCUUUGAUGAUCGCAAGACGCGCGUUCAAUGGCACCCUUGAUACGCAGGCUUGGGUUGGACUUGUGGGUUUCGGCAGUACUAUCUGCUUCGUAUUGUCUAUUUGGAACGUGAAGAGGUUGCAGAUCGAGCAGCAUAGGGCAUGGAUGCUGAGAGGCUGGUUCUAUGCUGGGUCCAUCGUCACCAACCGCUUCAUCCUCAUCAUCGCUACGAGCGUCAUAUCGUCCAUCGACUCUUACUAUACUGCAUGGCCGUGCGCAAAGAUUGCUUUCACAAUGCGUUCGGAUAAUGCCACAUUGGCACUAUACCCGGAGUGUGCAUCCUUUGUCAAUGGAACAAAUCCGCAUCAACAAGCCGUUGUCCACGCCAGCUUUAACAGUGGGCAUUCCACUGAGAUUGGCGCGGGCUUGAAUAUGUGCUUCGGAAUGGCUCUUUGGGUGGCAUUGGCCAUGCACGCUAUCGGCGUUGAAGUUUAUUUGCACCUCACACCAAAGGAGGCCGAGCGCUUGAGGAACGUCAGCUACCAACGUCAGCUCGAGGCCGGUAUGAGGAAGCCUGGUUCUGAAGGAUUGACUGCGGACCGGUUGGGCGAUGCCGAAACCUGGAUGCCGCAGGCGAGAAAGAGGAGCGAUAGUAUGGUCGCUGGUAAUGACGAUCAGCCACCUAAGAUUGAGUUACCAACGUCUGGAUGA